Messenger RNA from Homo sapiens (human), 1573 nucleotides. It is a transcript of the gene UQCRQ, whose product is annotated as ubiquinol-cytochrome c reductase complex III subunit VII. The coding region runs from base 60 to 308 and encodes 82 amino acids. Gene Ontology annotation, cellular component: respiratory chain complex III; mitochondrial inner membrane; mitochondrion. The transcript is spliced from 3 exons. The record is from RefSeq and is marked reviewed. Gene Ontology annotation, biological process: mitochondrial electron transport, ubiquinol to cytochrome c; midbrain development; pyramidal neuron development. Lineage: Eukaryota; Metazoa; Chordata; Mammalia; Primates; Hominidae.
GAACGAGUCAACCGGAUCGGUGACUGUGGAGGGCGAGCUGAGCCCUGGCCGCCGCCACAAUGGGCCGCGAGUUUGGGAAUCUGACGCGGAUGCGGCAUGUGAUCAGCUACAGCUUGUCACCGUUCGAGCAGCGCGCCUAUCCGCACGUCUUCACUAAAGGAAUCCCCAAUGUUCUGCGCCGCAUUCGGGAGUCUUUCUUUCGCGUGGUGCCGCAGUUUGUAGUGUUUUAUCUUAUCUACACAUGGGGGACUGAAGAGUUCGAGAGAUCCAAGAGGAAGAAUCCAGCUGCCUAUGAAAAUGACAAAUGAGCAACGCAUCCGGAUGACGGUUCCCUGUCUCUGAAAGACCUUUCUCUGGAAGAGGAGUCUGCAUUGUAGUGUCUCAAAGACACAAUAAACUUCCUAUGGUCUGCACUGUUGUGAUAUUACAUUUUUGUGAGUAGAAUCCUGUGUGACCACUAAUAUUCAAGUUCAUGAAGCGCCCCUCCUCAGCAUGAGUCUUGAAGUUUUGCCUGGUCUCGGGUUUUGGUGAAAGAGCAGGGCUCCCCCUUUGUUCCAUUAUCUACAAGAAAGUAGCUGCAGGUACUCCUGCAUCUAACCAUUUGUGGGUGACAUGGGCUAUGGCGAGUGCUGGUUCUUGGCCCUCUGCUCCCAUAGCAACAAUAAAGUCUACUAACUAUAUUGUAAUUAGUAUGUGUCAGGGACGCUUUUAUUUUUUAUUUUUUGAGAUGGAGUCUUGCUCUCUCACCCAGGCUGGAGUGCAGUGGUGUGAUCUCGGCUCACUGCCAUCUGUGCCUCCUGGGUUCAAACGAUUCUCCUGUCUCAGCCUCCGAGUAGCUGGGAUUACAGGUGCAGGACACCACACCUGGCUAAUUUUUUGUAUUUUUAGUAGAGACAGGUUUCACCAUGUUGGCCAGGCUGGUCUGGAACUCCUGACCUCAGAUGAUCUGUGCGCCUCAGCCUCCCAAAGUGCUGGGAUUACAGGCGUAAGCCAUGGUGCUCUGGGCCUCAAAUACUCUUCUUAGCUACACAAAUGAACUGUUAAACCUCACAAGCACCUUUAACGUAUCCUCAUUUGGCAGAUGAGGAAAUGGGCACAGAGAGAUUAAGUAAUUUGCCAGAAAUUAUACAGCAGUGAAUGGUGGAGUCUUGCACUAAAGUGAUGCUCUUAAAACUAUGCUCUAUUGCAGGGGUGUCCAAUCUUUUAGCUUCCCUGGGCCACACAUAAAAUACGCUAACAUUACAAUAGCUGAUAAGCUUUAAAAAAUGGCAAAAAAAACCCUCAGCGUUUUAGAAAGUUUACAAAUUUUUGUUGGGUCGGAUUCAAAGCCAUCCUGGGCUGCUUGCUGCCCAGGACUGCGGUUGGACAAGCUUGCUCUACUGCCUUUCCUCCUAAGGCAGGCCUUAGCCUGAGGGGAUAUCAGCUAUAAAACGGAUGAGGUGAUCUCUUAGCCUCCACAGCAGUUUUCUGUUUCUGUGCCAGGAGGCCAACAAUGUUUUCAACCAUAUGUGGUUCAUAAAGCCUCAAAGAUUUACUCUGGCCCUUUAUGAAUAAAGUUUACCCCUGAUCUAAA